Molecule: messenger RNA, 2519 nt
Organism: Punica granatum (pomegranate)
Lineage: Eukaryota; Viridiplantae; Streptophyta; Magnoliopsida; Myrtales; Lythraceae
Source: RefSeq, a predicted model, not a curated record
UAAAACAUUCUCUCGUAAUUCAUAAAUUUGAAUCAAGAUUUUAUUUAAAAGAACCAAGUGGUUACACCCCCAAUUAGAUCCAUACGUCCUGACGCACUGACAAUUAACAGAAUGAAGAAUCUGCUAUUCGUCAGUUUCACUUAUGGCGGCGCAAGAGACUGCGGUAAAUGAUGUCUGCUUCAGUCUGCGACACGACCGGGCAAAUCAGGAACCUCGUACAGGGUCUCUCCUCCCUUUCCCAGCUCCGGCCUCUUCAUGCCGCCCUCCUCCGCCACGGCCUUGAACAGGACCCCUUCCUCCUCGGCCCCAUCCUCCGCUUCGCCUUCGGCCUCGGCCGCACCUGCUACCCUCUCCUUCUCUUUCAUCAGAUCAAACGCCCCAGCGUCUUCCUCUGCAAUACCGCCAUCCGCGGCCUCGUCUCCAGCGACCGCUUCUCUGAUGCCAUACAGCUCUACCACUCCAUGCGGAGUCGUCAUAACCUCCUCCCCAACAACUUCACACUCCCCUUCGUCCUCAAGGCCUCCGCUCGGUCCUCGGAUUCCGUCCUCGGGGUCAAGUUGCACGCGCUGGUGUCGAAGCUUGGGUUCGAUCGGGAUGUCUUCGUGCAGACGGGUUUGAUCAGUUUGUAUGCAAAGUGCGGGCUCCUCGAGGAUGCGUGCAAAGUGUUCGAUGAAAUUCCCGAUAAGAACACGGUAUCAUGGACUGCCAUCAUCACGGGGUACAUGGACUCCGGGAUGUUCCGGGAAGCCGUCGAUAUGUUCCACAGGCUUCUCGGUUCGGGCAUGAAGCCUGACGGUUUUACACUUGUGCGGGUACUUUCUGCCUGCGCCCACCUGGGGGACUCGGCCACCGGGGAGUGGAUGGAUCGGUACGUAACCGAGGAGAGCGGGACGGGAAGGAAUUUAUUUCUUGCAACCGCAUUGGUGGACAUGUAUGCAAAGUGCGGGGACAUGGAGAAGGCCCGUGGUGUCUUUGACUCGAUGCCAGAGAAGGACAUAGUCUCAUGGAGCGCGAUGAUUCAGGGCUAUGCAUCCAAUGGGCUUCCCAUGGAAGCCCUCGACAUGUUUUAUCGGAUGCUGGAUGAGAAUAUGAGACCCGAUUGCUAUGCCAUGGUCGGGGUGCUCAACGCCUGUGCAAGGCUUGGAGCACUGGGGUUUGGUGAGUGGGCCUGUGAUCUGAUGGGCCGGGACGAGUUCCUCGAUAAUCCGGUAUUGGGCACAGCGCUGAUCGACAUGUAUGCCAAGUGUGGGGCUAUGGCACGGGCCUGGGAAGUCUUCCAAGAGAUGAGGAAGAAGGACCAGGUGGUGUGGAACGCAGCCAUCUGUGGCCUUGCCAUGAACGGCCAUGUGCAGGCCGUUUUUGGGCUAUUUGGUCUCAUGGAGAAGUUCGGGAUCAAGCCCGAUGGGAACACGUUCAUGGGCUUGCUCUGUGCGAGCACCCAUGCCGGUCUCGUCAGCGAGGGGCGCCGGUACUUCUACGGCAUGGCUCGCAUGUAUUCCAUUUCUCCGACGAUUGAGCAUUAUGGUUGUCUAGUCGAUCUCCUCGGCCGGGCAGGUCACUUAGACGAGGCACACAGGUUGAUUAUAAGUAUGCCAAUGGAGGCUAAUACUAUCGUCUGGGGAGCUCUGCUCGGAGGGUGUCGAAUGCAUCGAGACACCCAGCUGGGUGAAUACACGCUCAAAAAGUUAAUCGAGUUGGAGCCAUGGAACUCAGGCAAUUAUGUGCUCUUAUCGAAUAUCUACUCUGCGACCCGUCGAUGGGACGAUGCAGCGGAAAUCAGGUCUAGAAUGAACAGUGAGGGGAUCCAGAAAGUGCCUGGGUGCAGUUGGGUCGAAGUAGGUAGCACUGUCCACGAGUUUCACGUCGGGGACAAGUCUCAUCCAUCCUCGGAGAAGAUAUAUGAAAAGCUCAACAAGCUGGCUAGGGAAAUGAAAGCGCUAGGUUAUGUCCCGACCACAGAGUUUGUGUUGUUCGACAUAGAAGAGGAGGAGAAGGAGCAUUCCCUCGGUUGGCACAGCGAGAAGCUUGCGGUUGCCUUCGCCCUGAUAAGUACCGAGGAUAAUGAGGUCAUUCGGGUGGUGAAGAACCUCAGGGUGUGUGGCGACUGCCACGAGGCGAUGAAGCUCAUCUCGAGGAUUACAGGGAGGGAGAUCAUCGUCCGGGACAACAACCGGUUCCAUUGUUUCCGAGACGGUUCUUGCUCGUGUAAGGAUUAUUGGUGAUGCCGAGGUAUUAGCAUUCAGAUAACCGGUCUAGAACAGAUUAAAUCACAGUCAUCGCAGACAAUUUGGAUCGCUCUACCAAAUCAACAUUUCGCCCGAGCAAUGAAUUGAUACCAGAUGGUUUAAACGCCCAAGAUUGCAAUCCUAGUUGGUAGCUGGCCCAUAUCAUGUUUUGGACACACAUAUACGGGGUCGAUGCAAGAGUUGAUUUUAUGUAGCGUACAACAGUCACAUUAGAUGUCAGUGAAAUUUUAUUUUAUUCAAAUAUUAAUUAAUAUUGUAGUAAAAUUCCUCUAA